Molecule: messenger RNA, 942 nt
Organism: Alternaria atra
Lineage: Eukaryota; Fungi; Ascomycota; Dothideomycetes; Pleosporales; Pleosporaceae
Exons: 1
Coding region: 1-942 (313 amino acids)
Source: RefSeq, a predicted model, not a curated record
AUGUAUUCAUUACUUCUAUUGAUUGCCGUCUUCUCCCAACUCCACUAUGUGGCCAGUCUUCGAAUUGCUAGCUCUCUCCUUUGGAUAGAGCACACACCCCAACCCUAUGCCAUCAAAAACUUCUAUAACGGAAGCACAUCUGCGACACUAGUAUCUGGCAGUGUGGCUGACCUCGCCUCGAACAGGAAUUUCGAUCUCAGCGCCAACGCCGAAACUCAAGGCCUCAAACAGUACGCCAAUCAUCGUAACAUUCGCCUCAUCUAUGUCAUCUGCGAAGUCCCUUAUCGCCUCAUUGCCAAUAAGCAAAAGGGUAUUGCUAAGCUUGCAGAUCUAAAGGGCAAGAAGAUUGGCACAGUCAAGGGAUCGAGUGCAGGAGUCUUUGUACACAACAUGAUGAGUAGUGUGGGCGUGCAGGAUCGCGAAUACGAGGCUGUUGACGGGCUCUAUUGCAUGAAGGCUCCGUGCAAGAACGAUGCUCUCCCGAGCCUCCUCAAAAGUGGUAGUUUGGAUGCCUAUGGGAUCUGGGAAACGUCUGUCGAGCUCGGUGCUAUGGCUCUAGGGAACGAUGCCAUUAUUUUUCAAAACGCGUCAAUAUACAGAGAGGUCUACGCGUUAUACUCAACUACCGAGGCUCUUAGCAAUCCCUCCAAGCGCCGGGAUAUUGUAGAGUUUGUGAGGGCCCUUGACAAGACGCUGGACAUAUUUUCACAUCAGCCGAAGGAGAAGAACGUAUUUGACUAUGUGGCUAAGACUGUUGGCGCUGAUACGGAAGUUGUGGAGGCUGUUUGGAAGGAUCAUAAGUGGGAUGUACGAUGGGAUGAUGGGUUGAUUGACUUCCUGGUAGAAGAGGAUAGAUAUUUAGCAGGGCAGGAUAAUAGGAAGGUCACCCCAAGGAAGGAGUUGGAGAAGUUCCUGGAUUCGAGCAUUGUGCAUGAGCUAUAG